Leptomonas pyrrhocoris is the source of this 3445-nucleotide messenger RNA. Its product is annotated as putative vacuolar proton-ATPase-like protein. Gene Ontology annotation, biological process: vacuolar acidification; proton transmembrane transport. NCBI's taxonomy places the organism in Eukaryota, Euglenozoa, Kinetoplastea, Trypanosomatida, Trypanosomatidae. The record is from RefSeq and is a predicted model, not a curated record. The transcript has a single exon. Gene Ontology annotation, cellular component: vacuolar proton-transporting V-type ATPase, V0 domain; vacuolar proton-transporting V-type ATPase complex. Gene Ontology annotation, molecular function: proton-transporting ATPase activity, rotational mechanism; ATPase binding. The coding region runs from base 686 to 3445 and encodes 919 amino acids.
AGCGCUUUAAACACACAACAGACGCGUUAGAGUUACACGAGCUUUUUUUGCUUUGUUUUGCUUUCCUGCACGUAAACGUCUUGGUUCGUCUGUGCGAAGGCGUCAUCCUUCACGCGCACAGUACAACACACAAGAGCGAAGAGGCGAUACGCAAGUACGGCAUUCCAAGCGUACAAUUCAAUAGAGUACUCUGUUGUUGGGUGCGUCGCCUUGCGGUACGCAUUCUCAGGCAUUAUCACUCCCCUCAAGCCUUUUCUUUCGUGAUUUACGUGGGAAUCUCUCACCUACUUUUCCCUCUUUUCUGGAGUUGACAUGCAACGCCACGGUUUUUGGCGUGUAUCCCGACAUACAUAACGGUGUACGUGUGUGGUGGAAUUGCUGGGUUGUUGCUGAGGUUUAUCGCGCUAUCGGCUGAAGGUUUUAUUCCUACUAUUUUUUUCUUCUGUGUCUGUUAGCCAACUUUAUUUUGGAUCUCUUUGUUCCCGACUUCGUUGCGUGGCUGCCUCCGGCGACUGGCGAGCGUGCUUGUCCAGUGCGACCUCACUUCUUCUUUCCCUUUCCUUGCCGUGUUGGUGCUGACCAAAGCACUGCCUUUCUUCUCUUCGACAGUCUUUCAUUGCCUUUAUUUACUUUUUUAGCGGCUUUUCUAUUCUAUUUCGCGGUUUCAACCGCCACCGUUUUAGCCAUGUCGUGGCAUCAGGAAGGCUGUAGCGGGCUAUGGCGCUCCGAGGAUAUGGUUCGCGUUAAUAUCAUCCUGCAGCGCGAGGUGCUGCACGAUACGAUGUUCGAAGUGGGCAUGCUAGGCCGUGUGCAGUUCCUCGACGCAAACGAAGGCAUUGCCGCCUUUGCGCGGCCCUAUACCGAGGACCUGCGGCGCUGCGAGGAGCUGCAACGCAAACUGCACUUCAUCGAAGAGUCGCUGCGCAAGGAGCCGGAGCUGCUGGAACGGUACAGUACAGACAUCAACAUGAGCGCCACUGUCGAAGAGAUGCGCUCGUCGCUCAUGCAGGGCCAAAUGAACGUGAUCGACGAUCGCAUCGAGUCCACCGUGAGCGAGCUCAAUGCGAUGCUCAUGUCACUCGAGGGCUUUCAGAGCGAACUGAAUCGCAACCAGGAAAUGGAGGUGCUCUACCAGACGUACCAGCAGAUGGUGUACGCACACGCCGACGAGCCGAUGAGCGAUGAGGCAGCGGAGGCGCCGGGCAGCCACGUGGGCAGUGCGUCUGCACGCUCCAGCGCCGUCAUCAGCGCGGAGGCCUUCUCGCGCCUCUCUAGUCUUUUUGGUCUUCUCGACACCACCCGCGCGGAGGAGCUGUACCGGCUGUGCUACCGGGUGAGCCGCGGUAACGCGAUUGUCGAGAUCAGCAACGCGCCGGAGUUGUUCGUCGACACCAAAACAGGCGAGCGCAACGUCUCCAAGACGGCCUUUGUUGUGUUGUGCUCCUCGCCGCUGGUGAUCACACGUCUGAAGAAGCUAGUCGGCGGCCUCGGGGCCUCUGUGUACACGCUGGAGGAGGUCCACACCCACGGGGCGGAGAUAGCGCUGUCCCCUAACGCGCACCACGUCGAGGACACCGUCGAGGGCGUGGAGCGUCGCAAGCGCGAUGUGCUGCAGCUCUGGUACGAGGAGCAUCGACUGUACAAAACGUAUUUGAAGGUGGAGAAGGUAGUGCUGACCGCCAUGAACAUGUGCGCGAUGGCCGGCUCCACGUGCACGGCGUCUGCCUGGGUACCACUGCGCCACGAGCAGGCACUGCGUCGCGCCCUGCAGGACGCGGUGGCGUCGGCGAACGGGAGCGUAGAGUCCAUCGUGGCGCACCACGCUGAUCAGAAGCACCCGCCCACCUUCUUUGAAACCAACCGCUUUACCGAAGCGUUUCAGGGCAUCGUGAGCAGCUACGGCAUUGCCCGUUACAAGGAGGUCAAUCCCGGCGUGUUCACCAUCAUCACCUUCCCUUACCUAUUUGGCAUAAUGUACGGUGACAUCGGGCACGGCGUGCUGCUGCUGCUCAUUGCAUUAUACUUCAUCUACAAGGAGCGGGCGUGGCGCACGGUGCAGCUGAAUGAAAUCGUCGCCAUGGUGUUUGGUGGCCGCUACCUGCUGCUCCUGAUGUCCCUGUACGCCAUUUACAUGGGGCUGCUGUACAACGAUUUCUUUGGCUUCUCGCUGAACCUCUUUUCCAGCGGCUACACGUGGGCCCCCAUCACCGCGCAGAAUGGCACCACCUACCCGACGACGCCGAACGGUUUACCAAGCGUGAAGCCGUCGCACGUCUACGCCCUCGGCUUAGAUGCGGCGUGGUCGGAGACGGACAACAAGCUGGAGCUUUACAACUCGGUCAAGAUGAAGCACGCCGUCAUUGUCGGCACCGUGCAGAUGUUCGCUGGCCUUUUCCUCUCGCUCCACAACAGUGUGUACGAGCGGAACUGGUUUAAGGUCGCGUUCCUGUUUGUGCCAGAGUUCGUUUUCCUGUUUUCCACCUUCGGCUACAUGUGCAUCCUCAUUCUCGUGAAGUGGGGCACUACGUGGCGCAACACGAACGACGCACCGAGCAUCUUGGAGACCAUGACGAACUUCUUCUUGGCGCCUGGCACGGUGACGAAGUCACUCUAUAAAGGGCAGGCCGGUCUGCAGAUCUUUCUUCUUCUUCUGGCGUUUCUCAUGGUGCCCCUGAUGUUGCUGGGGAUGCCGUACAUCGAGAUGCGCGAGUAUAAACGGUGGAAGCAGCGGCGAUUCGGCGGCGGUGGUGGCGGCGGGGCGCAGCAUGCGAGCAUGGUCGUCAUCGAGAACGAAGACUCCGCGGAUGGAUUCUUUAACGAGCCUUCCACCUCCGUUCAAACGGCCACCGCUGCCUCGCAGCGGCAGACCCGUGCGGACGGCGGCAACGACAGAAGCGCCGCCGCUUCACCACCCCCACCGACGCAUGAUUUGAUCAGUGACGACGAACAGGCGCUGUACAACGCGGCUGUCUUCUUCGGGGAUGACUCCAUGGACCCGUAUGGCGGCGCUGCCGCCGACAUGGACAAUGCCGCAGUUCGUGCAAGGGAGGAGGAGGACGAGCACUUCGAGCACUUUGACGUGUCGGAGCUGGUGAUUCAUUACGUCAUCCACACGAUUGAGUACGUGCUGGGCAGCGUCUCCAACACCGCCUCGUACCUCCGUCUUUGGGCCCUCUCGCUGGCGCACGCGCAGCUGUCGGAAGUGUUCUUUACCUUCACGGUGGUGAACGUGUUGAGUGUCAAGGAUAGCUCGGGCUUUGUCAUUGCGAUUGGCGUUAUGCUGUGGAUUGUGGUGACGUUCGCCGUGCUGGUGGGCAUGGAGGCGCUCUCGGCCUUCUUGCACGCCUUGCGUCUCCACUGGAUGGAGUUCCAAAACAAGUUCUAUGUGGGUGACGGCAAGGCUUUUGAUCCGAUGGAUCUCCUUAGCUUGAACGCGCACAAUUGA